CUGGGAGGCCCCUUACACUGCUUAUCUGUGUCUCUUGCAGCUGCAAGCAUCAUCUCUUGUCUUUGCCUGUGGAUAACACACAGACCUGCUUCCCUCCGCCUGUUUGUGUCGACCUCUGCAGUGAUUGCCCAGGACAUACAGGAUCCCUUUCCUGCACUGAUGUUUACUCACUGGAGUGAAAGUAACAUGAAAAAAGGGAAGAAGUGAUCAUGGAAGACUGGCUGGAGAUUUAUCUCAGCCCACAGAUACAGUUUUAUUCACGGAUUAACCAGCUUUUACACUUAUAAUGUCAGAAGGGAGAGAAAGCAUAAAAGACAACGCUUGCUAUAAGCAAUGGAAUUACCCAAACUGCAAGAGAAAGAAAUUUAACUAGCACCAGGAUAACAGUAUUCCAGUAGAACUCCAUGGCUUUUGGAUGUAAUAUAUUAUGGUGGAGUUACUGGACAAAGAAAUGGUCAGUGUUAUAGAGCGACAGUUUUCGGAAAGCACCGCCUAGAGGACUGAAGCCAUUAUGGCAUCAAAGGUCUCAUGUUUAUACAUUCUGACAGUUGUCUGCUGGGCAAGUGCUCUGUGGUACCUAAGUGUAACUCGGCCAAAUUCUUCCUACUCGAAUCACAGAUUAGGUCAUAUAGUCAUAUCUCAAAAGAACGUUUCUUUUGGCAAUAUUAGAACUCGACCAAUAAAUCCACAUUCUUUUGAAUUUGUUAUAAAUGAACCAGAGAAGUGUGAAAAUAAUGGAAGUCCCUUUUUGGUCAUUCUUAUAAGCACAACCCACAAGGAAUUUGAUGCAAGACAAGCCAUUCGGGAAACUUGGGGUAACGAGAGCAAUUUCAAAGGAAUUAAAAUUGUUACAUUGUUUCUUUUGGGAAAAAACUCAGAUCCAGUAUUAAACCAGAUGGUUGAGCAGGAAAGUCAAAUAUUUCAUGACAUUGUCAUAGAAGAUUUUAUAGAUUCCUAUCAUAAUCUGACCCUAAAAACAUUAAUGGGUAUGAGGUGGGUGGCUACAUUCUGCUCAAAAGCCAAGUACGUUAUGAAAACAGACAGUGAUAUUUUUGUAAAUAUGGACAACCUCAUUUAUAAGUUGUUGAAACCCACCACAAAGCCUAGAAGAAGAUAUUUUACUGGAUAUGUGAUCAAUGGAGGACCUAUAAGAGAUGUACGUAGCAAAUGGUAUAUGCCAAGAGACUUGUACCCUGACAGUAACUACCCGCCAUUUUGUUCGGGAACUGGCUACAUUUUUUCUGCUGAUGUAGCAGAGCUAAUUUACAAAACCUCUCUUCAUACCAGACUUUUGCAUCUCGAGGAUGUGUAUGUGGGACUUUGCUUACGGAAACUUGGAAUUCAUCCAUUUCAAAACAGUGGAUUUAAUCACUGGAAAAUGGCCUACAGCUUGUGUAGAUACCGACGAGUGAUUACUGUGCACCAGAUUGGCCCGGAAGAAAUGCACAGGAUUUGGAAUGAUAUGUCGAGCAAAAAACAUCUUCGAUGUUAAUCUUUUUAGAAAAUCAGAUGUUGUUUUUAUUGUUGGAUGGGAUGGAGAAUAAUUGGGUAUGCUGAGUUACAUUUGCCUGACAUUUUUACAGUGUUUUUCCACUUUUGCUGGUUUAUAUAUCUAUAUUUGAGGUCCCAGUAAGAGCAUGUCAUUGCCACCAAUAUCGUGACAUUGUUUAUCUCAGUCUUUAAAUUUCUGUAAUUACUGAUACAGAGGCCUGUUGUGUUUGGUACCUUACCCGGCAUUUAUUUUGGAGACGAUGAAGCCAGAUGUAUUAUCCUUCGAUAAACCAUCCCUGAAUAAACUCAGGAUGUCACCAGUUUUUCAUAUUUUUACAUCUCAUAUCACAAAAAAACAGUGGGUGCAGUAAAAGUACUUUCAAGAUGUGUAUAUAGCUACUUGGGUCAUACCAUGAUGCCCUGACCUUUAUUCCCCAACAAACAUGGCUGGCCCCUGUAGAUGUUUUUUGGAAGAAUCUGAAAAGUAAAGUGUAUUUUCUUGCCAGAUAUCUGGGUAGAAAAUUGUAACUGUUGUGAACUAUAAUACUAGGGUAGACCUUAGUUUAGGUUUGGAAAAUAAAGUUGUGUAUUAAACAUACUCUUGACAAAAACAUGAG
Pelobates fuscus (common spadefoot toad) is the source of this 2108-nucleotide messenger RNA. It is a transcript of the gene B3GALT1, whose product is annotated as beta-1,3-galactosyltransferase 1. The transcript has 4 exons. Gene Ontology annotation, cellular component: Golgi membrane. The record is from RefSeq and is a predicted model, not a curated record. NCBI's taxonomy places the organism in Eukaryota, Metazoa, Chordata, Amphibia, Anura, Pelobatidae. The coding region runs from base 512 to 1492 and encodes 326 amino acids. Gene Ontology annotation, molecular function: N-acetyl-beta-D-glucosaminide beta-(1,3)-galactosyltransferase activity.